Molecule: messenger RNA, 1722 nt
Organism: Penicillium soppii
Lineage: Eukaryota; Fungi; Ascomycota; Eurotiomycetes; Eurotiales; Aspergillaceae
Exons: 1
Coding region: 1-1722 (573 amino acids)
Source: RefSeq, a predicted model, not a curated record
AUGGCUCGAAAGUCGAAAAAGAGGGCCCAGAGAAAUGCCCGUGAUAUGCAAACACCCGCACCCACGGAAGGGGGCUCCGACUCCGAAUCCCAACAAGCUGAAUCCUCGAGAACGCAAGAAUUGAGGCAAAAGGCUCGUCGAGAUAGAGAAGGCAAAACGCCUGAACGAAAUGUGAUAUUUGCUAGAAGUCCAACUCGUCAAGGCGACUUUGCCCCAAAUGCGAGUGACCAUGAAUCAAACGACGGAACGGAUAGCGAAUUCGGCGAUGCUUCUGAACAAGAUGCUCCGAUUGAACAAGAACCAGAACCACUUAGACGCUGGGUCAAGGAUAUUAUUCGAAGAGAGACAUCGAAACAUUCAGUAACAAUGGUCGAGGAGUUCUUCACAAGCGACGAGCCGAAGUACGAAGAAUGUCGUCAUUUCUUUAAGGUUCUUAACCAAGAAAUUCGAAUAGCCAAUGAAAAGCAUCAUGUCGACAAGGAUACGGGUACCAUUCCCGAGAAAGGCUACAAUGCCCUAUGCAGGCCCUGGCGGCAAGCAGCAAGAACGGCAGAAGCAAACGGCUCCCCGGAGGAGUUUUGGUCGGCUUUCAAUAAGACUCGUGAUCUUCUGACCCUCUUUAAUAAACGACAUUAUCUUCCUAAGCACUGGAAUAUCAGUCCGAUAUGGGCCGAGCAAAUAAUUGGGACACCAAAUCCCAGAAUUGAGCAAGACGACAGCUCCACUUCUGGCAGGGAUGAGCUCUCAGCCAAUGAAGAGUCCGGUGCUGAACAAGACAGUGAUGUCGAUCACGAUGAGCUCACAGGCCUUGAUGCCUUAGAAGCGAGAACCAUGAAACAGCAACGCCAAUUGAGCUCGGCUAAAGUGCUGUUCUGGUGGCCCAAAGGUACCGGAUCCCAGACCUUCGUGCGGUACGGAAGCCGCUCCACGCCGAUCUAUCGGAUUCGAGCUGGGUCACACGAGAGCUACAACCCAAGUCAAGUAGAACGUGUUUUGACGACUAAGACUCGCGGCACUGCUAAAGAGAUCGGGACUAGGGAUGGGCAUCCUGAAGAGUUCUGGAAAUACAAACGAAAAGACGUAGAGGACAUUAUUGGCAUCGGUUGGAAGAUCGAACAGGAUGAUGAGCAGGGGCUAGAUCCUCUCAACUUGCUCCAGCCCGCGAAAGGCAUGAUCUAUCCGCAAACUCGGAUUCUUGUCAAAUGGAAAGAUGGUAUUUUUACUCUGGAAGGACGAUCUUUCAUCCGUCGCAUCACAGCCGGCUCAGCCUUAGACGGCGAUAGAGUGAUUUAUCAAAAGGCCGAAGAGCUUGAGACUAACUAUCGCAAAAAGCAUGGGUGGAAUGAUAUCAAAGAUGAUGAUUAUGAUGAUGAAGAUAGCGACAGUGAAAGCGACGGCUCAAUUGAGCAAGACAGUGGUCGUAACAGAAGGCAUCGUGGCAAGACUGCUCGUCACUCAAACCCACGCAGACCGAAGACGAGAAGCCCCAUCAAGAGCGAAUAUAGUGAUGAGAGUGAAGCCUCUACUCAGCCAACGCACAGCCGCUAUAGAAGAUACCGCAGCGAGCCAAAAAAUCAGAAACCAGCCCAUAAAAAAGCAAAAGCGGCUAGGAUAGAAGAGCUCGAACGGGAGAUUCAGAAGUUACGCAACUCGACCUCACCUCAAGGACGCGAAGGGCGGCGGAGAGCUCGAGGCAGAGGCGAUCGGGGGCGCACAGCAUGA